This is a messenger RNA of Soboliphyme baturini, 380 nucleotides long. Lineage: Eukaryota; Metazoa; Nematoda; Enoplea; Dioctophymatida; Soboliphymatidae. The record is from the annotation of a GenBank genome assembly.
AUGUACAUUUCAGGCGGCAGCUUGGUUGACUUGAUGGUCGAUGCUCUUCCGAAAGCUAAUCUGCCAUACGACCGUGUUCGAAUGUUCCUCUGCGAUGAACGAGUGGUUCCAUACAGUGACGAACUUUCGAAUUGUGGCCAAUAUUUUCGAAAAGUGAUUCCGAAGGUUGAAGGUCUCACGGUGCAACAUUUUGCUACCAUCGACCCUUCCCUGCCUAUUGAAAGUUGCGCUGCAGCGUAUGAGAAGACUCUUGUUGACACUUUUGGAGGUAGUGAUCGAAAUCCAAUGUCACUAAAAUUCAACUUGCUGCUGUUGGGCAUCGGUUGUGAUGGUCAUACGUGUUCGCUAUUUCCCCGUUCUGAGGCUCUCAGGGUAUGAAG